AUGUCUCAAGAAACUACCAACGCGAGACCUAAACAGAAAUCCGGUAUUUCUGGAUUCUUUCGAAUUCUGAAAGGUUUGAGUCGUAAGAUCAAGAAACAAAAACCGAUAUGCCAAAUAGAAGGAUGCAGAAACCCAUGUGCAAAAAGAAAAGAUGUAUAUUGUAGCAUAAAUUGUGCGACAAAAGGGCUCACCGCGCACCAGACAUCCACAAGCACUUCGAUAAUAAGUACCGUACCAAGCGAAGGAGAUGUUUCAUGUAGUAGCAGCUUGAAUGUUCCAAGCAAGUUUCCUUUUUCCUCCAAUCAUGCAUCCACAUCACAAAAUUCCAUUAACAGCAGAGCGUCUGGCAUCACAUACGAUUCCGCUUACGGAACUUCUUUGACGUUGGAUACAGAGAUCGAAGAAACGAGCAGAAAGCACGGUUCUAAAGGCAAAUCACAUAAGACUAUAAUGAAGAGGCUAAAGCCAGAUGAUAAAGAAUACAUCAAUAUUGCAAGUUUAUUUAGAAAAACUCAAACGUACACUGAAAUUGAGGGGAUAAUACGUUUGCAAAUGCCAGUUAGCAUUGUCGAUUCACAUAUGAAAUACAAGAAAAGAAUUGCCAGAGAAAAUUUUCUCAAUGAGGAAAUUGUGACGCACCGUAUGUUCCAUGGUACAAAGACUCGCAAAGGUUGUAAUCCGGAACGGUUCCUUAAGAAUAACCAUGAAAAAAAUCAGUCAUUUUGUAAGUCCUAUUGUGGAGGAUGUGGUAUCGCACAAGCUGGAAAUCAAACCAAAUUCUCUCGUUAUACCAAUAGAAUGUGGUUUGCAAAUGAUCCGAGCGUGUCUAUUGGAUAUUGCGAUCCGUUCGGUAAAAAAAAAAUCAUGUUUGUCGUCAGCGUCGUUAGCCCGCGCUCCGAUUCCAUAUUGAUCGUUGACAAGGACGAGGCCACACUUCCAGAAUACAUGGUCAUACUCAAAUAA
This is a messenger RNA of Acaulospora morrowiae, 963 nucleotides long. The record is from the annotation of a GenBank genome assembly. Lineage: Eukaryota; Fungi; Glomeromycota; Glomeromycetes; Diversisporales; Acaulosporaceae.